CGGUCGUCAGAUUCAACGAUCGUUGUCGACCUCGAUGCUAUCACUUUCGAGGAUACCGUCGCUUCGGGAUCACGCGGAAGUGAGGAUCAACGACAUUGUCGGCAAUGGAAUCUCCGGCAUUCUGUACAAGUGGGUCAAUUAUGGUAGGGGAUGGCGUCUGAGAUGGUUCGUUCUUCAAGACGGUGUUCUCUCCUACUACAAGAUCCAUGGCCCUGAUAAGAUCGUCAUCAAUCGAGAUACGGAGAAAGGAUCCAAAAUCAUCGGCGAAGAAUCGUUUCGCCUGAUCAGUCAUCCGAAGAGGAUCCCUUCCCAGCCUCUCCCUUGCCGCAAACCCUGCGGUGAAAUCCAUCUCAAGGUAUCGUCAAUCAGAGAGAGUCGAUCAGAUGAGAGAAGGUUUUCCAUAUUCACGGGGACAAAGAGGCUGCAUUUGAGGGCAGAGACGAGGGAGGAUUGUGUGGCGUGGAUGGAAGCGUUUAAGGCCGUGAAGGGCAUGUUCCCCCGGCUUUCCAACAGUGAGCUGCUCGAGAUAGCUCAGGCAGAUAAUAUGGUUAUAUCUACCGAUAAAUUGAGGCAGAGGCUGUUGGAAGAGGGUGUCCGAGAGGCAGUUGUCCAUGAGAGUGAGCAGAUCAUGAAAAAGGAAUUCUCCUCGCUGCAUAACCAGCUUCUGCUUCUUAAGCAGAAGCAGCUGCUGCUGAUUGACACAUUGCGCCACUUGGAGACAGAAAAGGUUGAUUUGGAGAACACUGUAGUUGACGAGACCCAAAGACAGUUGAAGUUUCAAGACACUUCCUCUAGACUACAUCAAGACAAAUACAAUGAAGGAAGCCCAAGUGAUUCUGAUGAUGACAAUGACAAACAUGAUGUAUUGGAGGAAGAAACAGAUGAUGAGAAUGAUGCCUUUUUUGAUUCUCAGGAUUUUCUCUCUUCCGGUUCAGUUAGAAGUAUUGGAUCUGAAUUUCCGAGAUCAUCAUUUGAUUCUGAGGAUGAGAUGGAUCUUGAUUGUGGCAAUGGUACUGAUUCUUGCAUUGGAUCUGUUGGAAUGAAUUAUCCUCUUGUUAGAAGGCGUAAGAAAUUGCCUGAUCCAGUUGAAAAAGAGACUGGAGUUAGUCUGUGGUCAAUGAUCAAAGAUAACAUUGGGAAGGAUCUCACCAAAGUUUGUCUUCCAGUAUAUUUCAAUGAGCCCGUCUCUUUGUUACAGAAAUGUUUUGAAGAUCUUGAAUACUCCUACCUCCUUGAUCGAGCAUAUGAGUGGGGUAAAAUGGGCGAUAGCCUAAUGAGGAUCCUGAAUGUAGCUGCAUUUGCAGUGUCAGGAUAUUCUUCUUCAGAAGGAAGAAGCUGCAAGCCAUUUAAUCCUUUAUUGGGGGAGACAUAUGAAGCUGAUUAUCCAGAUAAGGGCCUCCAAUUUAUUGCAGAGAAGGUUAGUCAUCACCCCAUGAUUGUUGCAUGCCACUGUGAGGGCCGUGGUUGGAGAUUCUGGGGUGACAGCAAUCUUAAGAGUAAGUUUUGGGGUCGCUCAAUUCAACUUAAUCCGGUUGGGGUUCUUACAUUGGAAUUUGAUGAUGGAGAAGUGUUUCAGUGGAGCAAGGUAACAACAUCCAUCUACAACCUUAUUUUGGGAAAGCUCUACUCUGAUCAUUAUGGCACCAUGCACAUACAAGGAAAUCGUGACUACUCUUGUAAAAUAAAAUUUAAGGAGCAGUCUAUGAUUGACCGAAAUCCUCAUCAGGUACACGGUGUUGUGCAGGAUAAGUCUGGAAAAACAGUGGCAACAUUAAUUGGAAAAUGGGAUGAUAGCAUCCGCUAUUUUAAUGGAGAAGUCUCUGGAAAAGGAAAAGGAUCAGAUUCGUCAGAGGCGCAUUUGAUAUGGAAAAAGCACAGACCAUCUAGAUUUCCAACCAGAUAUAACUUGACAAACUUUACAAUAACCUUAAAUGAACUCACUCCUGGACUGAAGGAGAAACUGCCACCAACAGAUUCACGACUCAGACCAGAUCAGAGAUAUCUAGAAAAUGGAGAAUACGAAAUGGCUAACUCAGAGAAGCUGCGCCUUGAACAGAGGCAGCGACAGUCCCGUAAAAUACAAGAGAGGGGAUGGAAGCCUAUGUGGUUCAGAAAGCAGAAAGGCAGUGAUACAUACAGCUAUGUUGGAGGGUAUUGGGAGGCCAGGGAAGAGGGCAAGUGGGAAUCAUGUCCUGAUAUUUUUGGACAAAUCCCUAAUGAUACAGAUUUUUGACUCUUUUUUAGUUUUUCCAGCUCUUCCUUCUUCUGCUUCUUUUCUUCUUCAAUUUCUCAAUUCUCUCCGUCAUUUUACCAACCAUAUAGAGAAAGCUUGGAUGCCAUUUCGAGCUGUAAAGAGAUCAGAUAAUUGAAAAUAAUGUACAUGUUAUU
Messenger RNA from Diospyros lotus (date-plum), 2388 nucleotides. RefSeq names its product oxysterol-binding protein-related protein 1C-like. The transcript is spliced from 10 exons. Gene Ontology annotation, cellular component: membrane; cytosol; intracellular membrane-bounded organelle. Lineage: Eukaryota; Viridiplantae; Streptophyta; Magnoliopsida; Ericales; Ebenaceae. Bases 35 to 2233 code for a protein of 732 amino acids. Gene Ontology annotation, molecular function: sterol binding. The record is from RefSeq and is a predicted model, not a curated record.